Saccoglossus kowalevskii is the source of this 1618-nucleotide messenger RNA. RefSeq names its product endothelin-converting enzyme homolog. Gene Ontology annotation, cellular component: plasma membrane. The record is from RefSeq and is a predicted model, not a curated record. Lineage: Eukaryota; Metazoa; Hemichordata; Enteropneusta; Harrimaniidae. Gene Ontology annotation, biological process: protein processing. Gene Ontology annotation, molecular function: metalloendopeptidase activity.
AUUGACCAAAUCCCGCGAUCAACGUUUCUCCAUAACGGCGAUAAUGACACGUAUGUCAUUGGUUAUAAAAACUACAUGAAGAGUCUGUUGGUGGAAUUAAAUGUCAACGAAACAGUUGCUGAUAAUUUUGUGGAAGAUGUAUUUGAAUUCGAGCGUCAGUUGAAUAGUUUUUUCAUAUUAGACAAUUUGAAUACAUUCUAUGAAGAAAUGGAGGAAAUCGACGAAAACAGUGAGGUUAUAUGUUAUGGACCUGAUUAUCUUGAACUCGCCAACGAACUUGUAAAUGUCACUUCGGAUCGUAUACUGCAUAACUUUAUGAUGUGGAAGCUGUUAGACUCCGUGGCAUAUUAUCUAUCGGAUCCAUUCAGAGACCAAUAUACCAAGUUUCACAAUCUACUUGACGGGAAAAGUGGAAAAAGAGAAAGAUGGAAGGAAUGUCAAGAUGAAUGUAACAUCGUGUUCGACAUGGCUGUCGGAGCAAUGUUUGUAAGGGAAGCUUUCUCCGAAGACGACAAAGCAGAAGUAGAAGUUAUGAUACAAGAUAUUAAGGAUGCUUACAUUGAUGAACUACCAAAUAUAGAUUGGAUGGACGACGAGUCGAGGAGUAAGGCAGAGGCGAAGGCGAAAUUGAUGGGAUAUGAAAUAGGAUAUCCAGAUUACAUUCUUAACACAACGGAGUUAGAUGCGAGAUGGGAAGGGUUUGAAGUGAACCGCACCCAAUUCUUCGUUAAUCGAAUGUCUUUUCAUCGACACCGAAAUGAAGGUACCAUGAAAUGGAUAUUUAAAGAACCUAACCCAGAUGAAUGGUAUCUUCCACCACAGAUUGUGAAUGCAUAUUAUGACCCAACAACUAAUAACAUGACUUUUCUUGCUGGUAUAUUGCAGUCCCCGAUGUACAAUCCCAGAUACACAAUGGCAUUUAAUUACGGGGCUAUUGGAAUGGUGAUGGGGCACGAGCUGACCCAUGGAUUUGACACGAUAGGUGGCAUGUAUAACCAUGAGGGCGCUCUUAUACCUGGUGGUUGGUACACUGAAGAAACCACGGAAGGAUUUCUAAACGAGACAGAGUGCGUCGUUGAUUUAUACAACAGCUAUUGCAUGCCUCCAUGGACUGAUCUCGGAUGUAUUGACGGUGAAUUAACAAAAUCUGAAAACAUCGCCGAUUUGGGUGGAAUUAAACAAGCCUUUUAUGCAUAUAACAACUACUAUUUAGCCCGAAACCUUGAUGUAGGAUUAAUUCCAGGAUUUAGAAGUAAUGACGAAGUACUCUUUUUAGCAUUUUCACAGGGCUGGUGCAAUAAGUAUACAACAGAAUACUUGGAGCAAAUGUUGGUAUCAGACCCUCACUCUCCAGCUAUGUACAGGGUGAUUGGUCCGCUGAGUAACUUUGAAGAAUUUGGUUCACUAUAUGGGUGCACAACGAAUGAUGAAAUGAACAGGGAAGACAAAUGCUCAGUUUGGUGAAGACUGUCUCAACUCGACCAAUAAUUAAUUUAAAUAAUUAUUUUGACAAAAAUGAUGUAUACAAUGCAACACAUAUUUGUUUAUUAUAAUCUAGUUUUCCCAGUUUAAAUCACAAAUUGGGUUGCUAAUUGGGGAAAACAACAGAUUUAUUGAG